UAUUAUUCCCGAACUAGGCGAAGUAAGCACAAUAAAAGUAGAUUUUGUGUAUGAAUGAAAGGCUCUUUAUGCUCUUUCAUCUCUUCUUUUUUCAUCUCUUCCAUUGCUCCCUUCUCUCUUCAAUCCUCCAUUUCAUAUUAUUUUCAUAAUUUUUACCCAUCGGUACAUUUUUCAGUGUUUGAUAUUGACUCUUCAGUCAAAGUGAAUUUCCUCCCCUUCUCUAUUUUUCUCUCUUUAUUUUUUCUUGUGUAAGACAUGUCUUUCCGUAUUGUCCGGCGUUCCAAGUUCCGACAUGUCUAUGGACAAGCUUUGAAACGAGAACAGUGCUAUGAUAAUAUAAGGAUUACCAAAAAUUCAUGGGAUUCACUUUUCUGUGCGGUUAAUCCAAAGUUUAUAGCAAUUGUCAUCGAAGCUGCUGGUGGAGGAGCUUUCCUGGUUUUGCCAUUGAGUAAAACUGGGCGUGUUGAUGUGAAUUCGCCUCUCGUUUCAGGCCACAAAGGCACAGUUUUGGACAUUGCUUGGUGUCCUUUUAAUGACAAUGUAAUUGCUAGUGGAUCAGAAGAUUGCAUUGUCAGAGUUUGGCAUAUUCCUGAUGGAGGUCUCACAAAAUCUCUAACAGAACCUAUUGUUGAAUUGGUUGGACACCAAAGGAGAGUAGGUCUUGUUUCAUGGCACCCGACAGCCAACAAUGUUCUUCUCUCAGCUGGUGCUGAUUGUCGUAUAAUCAUAUGGAAUGUUGGAACCGGAGAAAUUUUAUCAUCAAUUGAUCAUCCUGAUCUUAUUUUCCAUUGUUCAUGGAGUUGGGAUGGAAGUCGAUUAUGUACAACUUGUAAAGAUAAAAAAAUACGAAUCUAUGAUCCUAGAACAGGAGAAAUGGAGCAAGAAGCUGAUGGUCACGAAGGUGCUAAACCUCAAAGAGCAAUGUACUUAAAAAACAAUCUUAUUUUCACCACCGGAUUUUCAAGAAUGAGUGAACGACAAUAUUCUUUGAGAAGUGAAUCCGCCCUCGGUGAACCAAUUGUACUCGAAGUUCUGGACACAAGUAACGGAGUUCUUUUCCCAAUCUACGAUCCGGAUAUCAAUAUGGUUUAUUUAUGCGCCAAAGGUGAUAGCAAUAUAAGAUAUUUUGAGAUAACCGAAGAACCACCAUUUGUCCAUUACAUAAGCACCUAUCAGUCCACGGAACCUCAACGAGGUGUCGGCUCAAUGCCUAAACGAGGUUGUGAUAUUUUAAAUUGUGAAAUUGCCAGAUUUUAUAAACUACACUCAAAAGGAUUUGUAGAAGUCAUUAGCUUCACAGUGCCUCGGAAAUCGGAUCUUUUCCAAGGAGACAUUUUCCCUGAUACUCAAGCUGCAGAGCCAGCCAUGACGGCAGAAGAAUGGAUUAGCGGGGUUGACAGAGAACCUAUUCUGAUGUCCCUAAAAGACGGAAUAACUCAACCUAAAAAAGCAGAAUUUAAAGCUCCUCCAAAGAAGCCCAAUAUUCUGGAUAAAAAUCCGGCAAAGAAAAUUACACCAUCAGGUUCCAAAGAGGCAACACCUUCACCGCCUGGAUCUCCGUUACCUGCUAAUGCUAAUCGAUUAGAAGAGUUAAUGAGCGAAUUAAAAAAGAUGAAAACUGUUAUUCUCAAACAUGAAGUCAGAAUCCGUGAUCUUGAGGAAAAAUUUUCAGUUGACGCAAAUGCCAAUAAUAUUGCCAACAAUGGCGAAACUUUGCUCCCUGAUGAAGUCUAGAAGGAAGAUUUAUCGAAGAAAGCUCAACCUCCACCAAGAUCUUCACAUCUGAGUACCUAAAAAUAGACUCUAUUGCUCUCGCUCUCUAUCCUCCUCCCUCUCCAUCUUUCUCUGUCAUAUCUAUUCUCAUCAUAUCUGCUCUGAAAAAAACAAGAAAGCUAAGGAAAAAAGCCAAGGAAAUGACACAAAAUGUCACAAUUUGACCGGUUUACUCAUCGUUUUUAAUUAUUAAUUAUUAGUCUGACUCUUGAUUGAUUUUACCACUAUUGUAACCUGUGAUCGUUUAUUUUAUUUCUGAUGAUAAUGAUAGUAAAACAACAAAAAUAACACAAAUCGUAAUAUUAAAUAUAAUAAUGAUAUUCAUUAUAAAUGAAACUGAACUAUGCUAUAAUAGACUCAAGGCAAAACAAAAGCACAAAUCCAAAGCCAGUGUAAACCUUCCAAGUCAAUUUUCAAUGGUCAUUCACAAAUAAAUAUGAAUAAACACUCAAUUUUUUCAAUAA
This is a messenger RNA of Tetranychus urticae (two-spotted spider mite), 2237 nucleotides long. It is a transcript of the gene coro, whose product is annotated as protein coronin. NCBI's taxonomy places the organism in Eukaryota, Metazoa, Arthropoda, Arachnida, Trombidiformes, Tetranychidae. Gene Ontology annotation, molecular function: actin filament binding. Gene Ontology annotation, biological process: actin filament organization. The record is from RefSeq and is a predicted model, not a curated record.